Molecule: messenger RNA, 1458 nt
Organism: Neurospora tetraspora
Lineage: Eukaryota; Fungi; Ascomycota; Sordariomycetes; Sordariales; Sordariaceae
Product: nucleoside transporter-domain-containing protein
Exons: 2
Coding region: 1-1458 (485 amino acids)
Biological process (GO): nucleoside transmembrane transport
Cellular component (GO): fungal-type vacuole membrane
Molecular function (GO): nucleobase transmembrane transporter activity; nicotinamide riboside transmembrane transporter activity
Source: RefSeq, a predicted model, not a curated record
AUGGAUCGACUAAAGAACUUCCUCACGCCUGUGAAGGCAACAGACGAAGAGUACGAGCCAUUGACUGACGACUCGUCGACAUCCGAGGAGGAGGGAGAGACAUGCAAAGACCAGGCGGCCUUCUCAUGGAUAGAGUAUUCCAUCUUCGUCUUGAUCGGCGUCGCUAUGCUCUGGGCAUGGAACAUGUUCCUCGCCGCCGCCCCCUACUUCCAAACCCGCUUCGAAUCCAAUGAAUGGAUCCUGGCCAACUCCCAAUCCGCCAUCCUCUCCGUCUCGACAACCGCCAACAUCCUCGCCCUUAUCGUCUUGAUGAACAUCCAGUCCUCAGCCAACUACCCGUUGCGCAUCAAGGCCUCCCUGGUCGUCACCAUCGCCGUCUUCGGUCUCUUGGCCAUCUCGACCGUCGCUUUCCGCGAUGUCUCGGCGACCACCUACUUCGUCUUCCUACUCCUCAUGGUCGGCGCCUCCGCCUGGGCCUCCGGCAUGAUGCAAAACGGCGCCUUCGCCUUCGCCGCCAGCUUCGGUCGACCGGAGUACACCCAAGCCAUUAUGGCCGGCCAUGGCGUGGCCGGGAUUCUACCCCCCUUGACCCAAAUUAUCUCCUACCUCGCGGUCCCUCAGCCCGAAUCCAACCCUUCCCAAAACACAACAACAACAACCCUCGCCAGUAGCACCCCCAACACCCCAGAAGCACAACCGAGCACCUCAGCCUUUAUCUACUUCCUCACCGCCGUGAUAAUCUCCCUCGCCACCCUCAUCGCCUUCUACCCCCUCGUCACGCGCCACAACGCGCUCGUCGAAUCCCGCCUCAUGCAAGACGAAGACACCCAACAACAGCUCCUCUCGCAAUCCAUCACCUCCCUCGAGGAAGCCGAGCGACUUCAUCGACACUUCGUCAGCCCUUCCCAACUCCUGCGCAAGCUGAACUGGAUCGCCGUCUCUGUCUUUCUGUGUUUUAUGGUAGCUAUGUUCUUCCCCGUUUUCACCGCCAAGAUUUUGUCCGUCCACGACCCCGACUCCUCUUUUACCUCUCCUGCCGGCGGAGGCAGCACGUCGUCCAUCUUCGCCCCCGCCGCCUUCAUCCCCCUAGGCUUCUUCUUCUGGAACCUCGGCGACUUGCUCGGCCGGGUAUCACCCAUGUUCCUCCCAUUUUCUCUCCGCGAUCGCCCCUUGGCACUUUUUGCCGUGGCGGUAGCGAGACUGGUGUUCUUACCCAUGUACUUGCUUUGCAAUAUCCGCGGCAAGGGCGCGGUGGUGGAUAGCGAUCUGUUUUAUCUGCUGGUGGUGCAGUUGCCGUUUGGAUUGACGAACGGGUGGUUGGGUACGAGCAGCAUGAUGGCUGCCGGAGAGUGGGUGGAUGAGGGCGAGAGGGAGGCGGCAGGGGGGUUCAUGAGUAUGUGUCAAGUGGGUGGGUUGUCGGUGGGGAGUUUGGCCAGUUUUAGUGUUGCUGGCAUCUGA